This is a messenger RNA of Labrus bergylta (ballan wrasse), 1397 nucleotides long. RefSeq names its product transmembrane protein 106A (gene tmem106a). Lineage: Eukaryota; Metazoa; Chordata; Actinopteri; Labriformes; Labridae. The record is from RefSeq and is a predicted model, not a curated record.
GCUGCAGACAGCCCAAAGUGAACUGUGAAGACGGAAGUGAUCCUCCCACUCGGUUUUGUUUUUUCAGACUCUGAAGUCUUUAAGAAGCUCUUCAGCAUUUUAAACAUGACAAACCACUAGUGACGCAGUUUCAUUUUCACACUGGGUGAUUUUUUGACUUUUGACUCGAGUCGUGCUGGGAGACUUGACUUUUUCUCUCUAAAGUGCCAUGGUAUCAUUGGGAAAUAGCAACAAUCACGCGGAGGGAGCUGAUCUUAAAAAUGGGUCAGAGAGGGCGAGAACACUGAAGCACUUUCCCCCGUACGGCACCAUGAGCGGGAACUCAUCAGCUGACACCUGUCCAACCUGUCGCGGCACCGGGCGAAUACCCAGAGGCCAUGCCGACCAGCUAGUUGCUGUAAUCCCAUGUAAUGAUGUCAGGCUGAAACCCAGACGCACAAAGCUGUACGUUUGCACCUCCAUGCUGGUGUGUCUCUUGCUCUCCUGUCUGAUCCUCUACUUCCUCUUCCCCCGGAGUGUCACCGUGACGCCCGUGUCGGUGCUGUCCGUCAUGGUCUACUUCAACCCAGGCACGAUUCAAAUGGAGGUCACGAACCUCAUCAACAUCACCAACGAGAACUUUGUCCCGGUUCAGCUCGUCGAGUUCGACAUCCAGUGUCUCAUUUCCGAAGUGGUGGUGGGCAAGACCAAGAUAAGUAACAUGACCUCCAUACCGUCCCGCUCACAGAAAUCGUACAUCAUUAAGAAUGAGCUGACUAUCUCUGAUACAGGAUUGUACGAUUACUGCAAGUCGACCUCGAUCCAUAUUCACACGUUGUUUCUGGAGCUGCAAAUGACAAUGAACAUUUCUUAUCUGUCGCACACGGAGCAGCUGUCUCUAGACACCUUCGAGUAUAUUGACUGUGGCACCAAUUCCACAAUCCCGCAUCCUGUGACAUGAUGAAAUGGAAAUGAAAAAAAGUGAUGAAUAUUCCGCCUGCAUUGCACCACGAUCCCGUCUGUAAGAGACGUGAGCGAGCUAAUGAUAAAUACUGUGACAGGUAUCUUUUUCUGUAUGUUGUUUUAGCAUACUGUAAGACUUAAAUCAAUCACUACAAGGAUGUGAUUAAAGAAUACAGACACUUUUACUUCAUGAAUGUUUUCUUUGUUUGACAUACAGUCAAUCUGUAUUAAAAACAAUGUGGUUUUUAGAAAGUAUAAGUGCACAGUUCUUGAAUUGAAGAAGUAAAAAGUGUAACUUUUUGUUGGAAAUUCUGCUGCUUCUAAAAUGUUUUUAAGGCUGUUUACUUUUUUGUCCGGGUGACCGAUUUUUUUAUAAAUAUCUUUUUUUUUAAUUUGAAGCCGAUGAUCUUGUCUUUUGAAAAUUUGCACUCCAUUAAAACUGUAGCAUGUUGGUG